This is a messenger RNA of Diversispora eburnea, 735 nucleotides long. Lineage: Eukaryota; Fungi; Glomeromycota; Glomeromycetes; Diversisporales; Diversisporaceae. The record is from the annotation of a GenBank genome assembly.
AUGGGUAAAGCUCAUUCAAAAACCGCUCGACUCAGAAGUAAAAGUCAACCAAAUCCAACAGAUCCUCACAUUCAAGAAGUUAUUAUUAAACGAAAAUAUUCUUCGUCUUAUGCUUUACCAUUGGAUAAUGACGAGAACUUGCAAACAGAUAUUGUGAACAAUUAUCCUCAAUCCAUUAAACCUGAAAAUACAACAUUUAUUAGAGCAAAUGUUAUCAAUGGUUUGCCAUUUGCGGACAAUACUUUUGAUUUUGUAUACAUGCGUUUUAUGAUGCUUGCUUUUUCGUUAAAAAAUUGGCCACAAGUAAUAAAUGAAAUGACCCGUGUAUGUAAACCUGGAGGUUGGAUUGAAGUGAUGGAGAGAGAUAUUCUUUGGUUCAAUGAAGGAGAAGUAGUGCAUAAUUGGAGAACAAAAAUUGUUGAAGGAAUGAGAGAGAAAGGAAUAGAACUUAUUAUAAGUCCAUAUAUUUCUAAUUUCUUUAAAGCAAAUGAACAGUUAAUAAAUUUCAAAAGUGAUGAAAGAAUAGAGCCACUAGGUGCAUGGGCUGGAAUAAUAGGUAAAGCGUAUUCACAAGUUAUUAUGUGGGGCGCAAAGAAUCUAACUCAUGCUGUAUCAGGUAUCCAAUUCGAGGAGGGAGAAUAUGGAGAAUUAAUUAAUGUCGCUAUGGAUGAACUUAAUAAGAAUCAAUCUUUUGACAAAAGUCAUCGAUUUUGGGCAAUGAAAAAACCUCUGUAA